GUUCUAUGUUUUCUGAGAGAAACCGAAUUACAGAGAAGAAGAAGAAGAAAGAAACUUCUCUUUCUUGCGAGGCUGUUUUUCUCUAACAAACUUAACCUCCUCCCUCCCUUGUUCUUCCUUCUUUCUUCUUCGUAACUUGCGCUUUUUCCAAAACGUAAACCCCUCGAUUUCGCCAACCCAGCUUUUCCCACUUAGCUUCUUCUUGAUUUCUGCCAAGAAAGAAAUUAACGCAUUUCUUUAGCGCAGAAUCGGAGAUUGAGCUUCGGUGGAUUUGAAAUUCAGGGGUUUUUGUUCUCUGCAUGCCGGAUUUUUGAAGGAUUCGUGAGGCGGAUUUGAGUGCUUUUUGAUUCCUAGGGUUUUUGGUUCCGUAAUGCGGGGUUAGAAUCGGCUCGGAUUUCGAGAAAUUGAGAAAUUGAGGCUUGGUAUCGGCGAAGAUGAUGGUAUCGGCGUCGCCGUCGAUGGUGGCGAGGAGCUCCUUGGAGGAAAUGCUGGAUUCGCUGCGGCGGAGAGACGAGGCCGAGAAGCCUAAGGAGGUGCCGCCGGCAUUGCCUUCCCGGCCGACUUCCAAGGCCCGGCUGCCGUCGGCGCGGCGCUCCUUGCCGAAUGAUUUCAGCGUGGAGAAGCUGGACAAGUCGCCGGAGUGGGCCCCCAGCCCUAGUGUGAACAAGAGGAAGGAGAGGGAUUCGGUGGGGGGCAAGAGGUGUAAUUUUGGGGUCAAGAGGACGGAGAAGGACGUGGACUCGCCGUACAUUGCGUCGGAGGAGGAGGAGGAGCUUCCGAGCCGGCAGAAGGUGGCUAAGUCCGAUUGUGAUGAUAACGUUGGUUAUUUCAUUAAGAAGAAACUUAAGGUUUGGUGUCGGCUUCCUACUGGACUAUGGGAGUGUGGAACAAUUCAAUCAACGUCCGGGGAUGUGGCAUUUGUGUCGGUCUCUGAUGGAAAUGUAAUCAAAGUGCCCAGAGCUGAGCUCCUACCAGCAAACCCAGAUGUUCUGGAAGGUGUGGAUGAUCUUGUACAGCUAAGCUUUUUAAAUGACCCUUCGGUUCUUUGCAAUCUUCAGUCUAGAUAUUCUCAGGACUUGAUUUAUAGCAAAGCAGGGCCAGUUUUGAUUGCAAUGAAUCCUUUCAAAGAUGUCCAAAAUUGUGGAGAUGAUUUUGUCACAGCCUAUAGGAAGAAACUAGUAGACAAACCUCAUGUUUACGCAGUAGCAGAUGCUGCUUAUAAUGAGAUGAUGAGAGAUGAUGUAAAUCAGUCCAUAAUCAUAAGUGGGGAAACUGGAGCUGGGAAAACUGAGACAGCAAAAAUUGCAAUGCAAUACUUGGCUGCUCUUGGUGGUGGGAGUUGUGGCAUGGAACAUUCAAUCCUUCAGGCCAACUGUAUACUGGAAGCAUUUGGAAAUGCAAAAACAUCCAGAAAUGAUAACGCUAGCCGAUUUGGGAAGUUGCUUGAAAUUCAUUUUAGCUCAGUGGGAAAAAUAUGUGGUGCUGAAAUCCAAACCUUGUUUCUAGAAAAGUCAAGAGUGGCUCGACUAGAAAAUGGUGAGAGGUCGUACCACAUCUUUUAUCAACUUUGUGCUGGUGCUCCAUCAAUGCUUAAAGAGAGGCUGAAUCUGAAAAUGGCUGGGGAUUACAAGUAUCUUAGUCAAAGUGGUUGCUUAGCAAUUGAUGGUGUAGAUGAUGCUCAGAAGUUUCAUAUGCUCAUGGAUGCAUUUGCUUCUCUUCGAAUUAGUAUAGAAGAUCAAGAAGAGGUGUUUUCUCUGCUGGCUGCUGUGUUAUGGCUCGGAAACAUAUCAUUUCAAGUAAUGGACGAUGAAGAUCAUGUGGAAGUGUUGGCUGAUGAAGCUAUAAUCACUGCUUCCAGGCUAAUGGGAUGUAGCACCCAGGAGUUGAUGCUUGCUUUAUCCACCCAUGACAAUGCUGUCGAGGAUUGUGUUGAUUACAGAUUGACUUUGCAGCAGGCCACUGGUGCAAGGGAUGCGUUAGCAAGUUUUAUCUAUGUGAGCUUGUUUGACUGGCUUGUAGAAUACAUUAACAAGUCUCUUCAAGUGGGAAGAUGCUGUACUGGGAGAUCCAUCAAUAUACUUGAUAUAUACGGGUUUGAGUCACUACAGAAGAACAGCUUUGAACAGAUGUGUACUAAUUAUGCAAAUGAGAGGCUGCAACAACAUUUCAAUCGCCAUUUAUUAAAGCUUGAACAGGAGGAAUGUGAAUUGGAUGGGGUUGAUUGGACUAAAGUAGAUUUUGAAGACAACCAAGAGUGCUUGGAUCUCUUCGAGAAGAAACCUUUAGGGCUACUAUCAUUGUUGGAAGAGGAAUCAAGCUUCCCAGAGGCAACUGAUUUGACCCUUGCCGAUAAGUUUAAGCAGCAGUUGAAAGGGAACUCUUGCUUUAAAGCAGAAAGACGUGGAUUUUUCAGUAUUCAUCAUCAUGCUGGAGAGGUCCUAUAUGACACAUGUGGCUUCUUGGAAAAGAGCAGAGAUUCUUUGUCCUCUGUUACCGUCCAGUUCUUGUCAUCAUGCAGCAGUCAGCUUCUGCAAUUGUUUACCUCCAAAGUGCUUGACCAAAUCCAGAAAUCAGCUGCUACGUCUUGCCAGAUGAAUGCAUUGGACUCUCCAAAACCAAGUGUUGGUAUGAAGUUCAAGGGCCAAUUAUUCAAACUAAUGCACCAGUUGGAGGAUAGUAGACCUCACUUUGUUCUCUGCAUAAAGCCAAAUAGUAAGCAGCUUCCCGGCGUGUAUGAAGCAGAACUUGUUUUACAACAGCUCAGAUGUUUCGGAGUUUCAGAGGUUGUUAGGAUAUCACGAUCCGGAUACCCCACUAGAAUGACACAUCAAGAUUUUGCAGGAAGGUAUGGAUUCCUGCUUUCAGAGGCCACUGUUGCUAAGGACCCAUUAAGUCUAUCCAUCGCCGUUCUACAACAGUUCAGUUUCCUCCCUGAAAUGUAUCAAAUAGGCUACACGAAAGUGUAUCUUCGAACAGGGCAGAUUGCUCCAUUGGAGGAUAAGAGAAAUAAAGUUCUCCGAGGAAUAAUUGGUGUUCAAAAGUAUUUCCGUGGUUACUGGGCUCGCCGUCAUUUCAAUCAAAUUAAGCAAGGAACCACAAAAUUACGAUCAAAUGUUCCUGGUGAAAAUGCUGAAAGGAAAGCUGAUACUCCUAAAACUAGACGAAAGUCCAGUAGGAAGAUAUCUGAAGUGAAGGACCCGUAUUCAGAGUUGGCAGAGUUACAAAGGCGAGUGCUUCAGGCUGAGGCAACUCUGGAGCGUAAGGAAGAGGAAAAUGCUGAUUUGCAGGAGCAACUACAACAGUUUGAAACAAGAUGGUCAGAAUACGAGGCAAGGAUGAAAUCAAUGCAAGAUGUCUGGCAAAAGCAGAUGUCGUCUUUGCAAGUGAGUCUUGCUGCAGCCAGAAAGAGUCUUACUGCUAACAAUACAGCUGGUCAACCUGGAAGAGUAGAUGCGUCUUCACCUCGAUAUGAUUCGGAAGAUGCCCUGUCAAUGGGAUCUCGGACUCCUGGUGCAAGCACACCUAUCAAUGGGGUAGCGCGUGAGACAAAUGGCUCUUUGAGUGCUGUUGGAAAUUUGGUGAAGGAAUUCGAUCAACGGAGACAAACUUUUGAUGAUGAAGUGAAAGCUCUGAUUGAGGUAAAAACUGGCAAUACUGAUGAAGAACUAAAGAAACUUAAACACCAGUUCGAGUCAUGGAAGAAAGAGUACAAGGCAAGAUUACGAGAGACAAAGACAAGGCUCAGGCUCCAUAGACAUGGGCAUUCAGAUGACGAAAAGAAACGAAGAAAAUGGUGGGUUAUCUAGAUUUAGACUAUCAUCAUUUUGCUAUGGACCAAGAGGAGAUACUAAGAGGAUGACUGGAGAAAAUAAAUCACUCACUUCCCCCGUUACUCUCCCUGUUCAUUAUCAUGGGCUCUCAGAAGAGGAAAAAGGCGAAGACAAUGGUUGGGGAAUGACAAGUGCAAGAUCAUCUAGAAUCUUGAAUUUGAUGAUCAUAAUGGACCAAGAGGGAUAUACUAAGUGGAUGACUGGCGAAAGUAACUCUCAUUACUCUCUACUUCUCCUUGUUCAAGAGCUGCUCUGUUUAUACAUAUGGUAGUAGAUAUUGGUGAAUCAUGGUGUGGGGUAGUUUAGGGAGAGAAAAAUUUGUAUAUGUACCAAAUUUUGGGACUUGGUGGAAACAUUGAGAAGCAUGUGCAUAGCCAAUUAGGAAAUUAGUGAUUUCAGCCGCAUAUCUCUUCUUUCAAUAGUUUAGGUCGCUUGUGUAUAUUCUGUUGUCAUUGUUGUAGUUUGCUGUCAUGUAGAUCUUGUUACUGAUGUGGAAGGAAAAUGUUCAUGUUUCCCCUUGAUGGAGUAUGUUUUUGCUCCAUUCCACCGGAUACAUGUACGACUAUUAGAGUUAUUUGAUAUGUCUGAAUCGUCUAAUAUAUCUUGCAGCAUAACUAGUUUCUGCC
Fragaria vesca subsp. vesca is the source of this 4456-nucleotide messenger RNA. RefSeq names its product myosin-J heavy chain-like. Gene Ontology annotation, biological process: actin filament organization; vesicle transport along actin filament. Lineage: Eukaryota; Viridiplantae; Streptophyta; Magnoliopsida; Rosales; Rosaceae. Gene Ontology annotation, cellular component: myosin complex; actin cytoskeleton; cytoplasm. The transcript has 23 exons. Gene Ontology annotation, molecular function: ATP binding; actin filament binding; microfilament motor activity. The record is from RefSeq and is a predicted model, not a curated record. Bases 435 to 3806 code for a protein of 1123 amino acids.